Ixodes scapularis (black-legged tick) is the source of this 1290-nucleotide messenger RNA. RefSeq lists its product as uncharacterized. The coding region runs from base 1 to 1290 and encodes 429 amino acids. NCBI's taxonomy places the organism in Eukaryota, Metazoa, Arthropoda, Arachnida, Ixodida, Ixodidae. The record is from RefSeq and is a predicted model, not a curated record. The transcript has 6 exons.
AUGCAGCCUUUUUCCGUCGUCGAACACGAAGACUUCCUCAACAUGGUGACACGGCUUGCGCCGACCAAGACUCCAUUGACGAGACGUGCGCUCAUGGAACGCAUUGCUGCCCGCUCUUACAAGACCAAGCAGCGGUUACUGGACGAGUUGGGGAGAGCUGAGCACAUCGCAAUCACGACCGAUUGCUGGAAAAGUUUCAACCGUGCGUUCCUCGGGGUCACCGCCUUGUGGCUCGAUUCGUUGACACUGGAGAGAAAGACGGCGGCACUGUGUUGCAGAAGAGAAAGAGGCAGCAUGACGUAUAAAAAGAUUGCCGAGGAGCUAGAGGAAGUGUUUCUAGAUUACAAGGUGCACAGCAAAGUGGUCAAGGUGAUCACGGAUAAUGGCUCGAAUUUCCUCAAGGCAUUCCGAGUUUAUGGUCAACAUGACGAAGAGAGUGAGGAGUUAGACAUAGUGGAUUUGGCGUCAGUUCUGGAGAAUGGUCAGCCGUUUCGUUUCCCUCCACAUCAAAGGUGCGCUGCGCACACGCUGAACCUUGUAGCAAGUGUCGACGCCCAAAGAGCCGACCACGACAAGGACUAUCGAACCUUAAGCCAGUCGGUCUUCGGCAAGUGCCAGAGCCUCUGGACCAAGCAAAACCAAUCAACGUUGGCCGCAGAUGAAAUUCAUGACCUCUGCGGAAGGUAUCUUGUUGUGCCCAACGCCACGCGUUGGAAUUCACGGUACGACGCGAUGCGAUGCCUGCAAGGUAUAUUAGAGGAGAAGCCGCAAAAACUGGAGGAGCUGUGCCUGCGGCUGAAACUUCCGAUCCUUCGUCGCCUAAUAGAAGCAGAUUUCAUAAACGAGUACUGCGAGGUGAUGAAGCCGAUUGCCAACGCGCUGGACAUACUGCAAGCGGAUGACAAGAUGUAUCUUGGGUACCUGCUGCCCACAAUAACUGCAACAAGACGCAGACUAGCGGCGCUAUCCGGCCUCCAGUAUUGUAGGCCGCUAAAAAGCGCAAUUACCGACGGCAUUGAAAAAAGGUUCGCGGGUGCCAUGGACGACACCGCUCUGGUGAUAAGCGCUGCCCUCAUCCCGCGCUUUAAGCUGCAGUGGGUACCGGAAGCUGACCGUGACAGAGUGAUCCAGUUGCUGAAGACUGAGGUCUCUCGCCUGCCACGGCGGGAACACCACGUAACUUCAGACCCCCCAGCGACAGGAGAGCCUGAAGAUUUCUUCAGCUUCAACGAGGAAGGCCACUGCAGGCGGGAUUCAGAAGCCCAGGACGUCAUGCUUUACUUGCAGUAA